AUGCGGGCUAGUGACUUCUUUCAUCCCCCACUUCUAAGAGCAGCCACUGAAGAUGGAGAAGAACGAGAACCCACCCCAACCCAAAGCAAACAAGAAUGGCAAAGUCUAGCCCAAAAAUUCCUAACUCCUGCCUCCCAUCUUGAGACCACUAUCUAUCGUGAAGCCGAACUAGAACUAGCUCGAAAAGAACUAAUCACCCAGGGUAUCAUUCGCGAAGAGAAGAUCGAAAGAAAGACUUACACCUCUACUUCCACCAAAACUCUCAAACCCGCCCUUCUUAAUUCCAUGGCCGAUCGACUCCAAACCAUUCUCCAAGAAAUCAACCGCCUAGAAGACCAAGAAGAUCAAAAACGAACAACCAUCAACCAACUAAAAGGCCAGGAGUACAUCAAACGCAAAAACAACACUUUAAUCAUUCACAUUCUUGAUAAGUUAUUCCUACCCAUCAGCACGAUCACUAAAGGUCUUAAUGAAUCAUUUAUAGUCUGUACACUCUUUUAUAACGGUCUAGCCCAUAUUGGGUACAUAACAGAAAAAGAAGUACUUGCUUUUGAUUCAACUAAUACUUCAGCUCUAGCCACGGCCAUUCAAGCCUUUCGCGAUCGCGCCAACUCAACGGCAAUUCUCCAAGAAUACUUCGGCCAAAAAGAAAGAGCUACCAUCCAACGCGUCUCAGAAAAACCAACCACUCAAAGUCAACUUAGUCUUUUUCUUAUCUGUGCUUUGAAAUUAGGCUAUAGCUUUAGUGAAGCCAUAUCUCUGAUCCAACAACGCGACCAGAAUUUUUCAUGA
Nematocida homosporus is the source of this 792-nucleotide messenger RNA. RefSeq lists its product as uncharacterized. The coding region runs from base 1 to 792 and encodes 263 amino acids. Lineage: Eukaryota; Fungi; Microsporidia. The transcript has a single exon. The record is from RefSeq and is a predicted model, not a curated record.